AUGCCAUAUAACCUCUCAAAAUCCAAACCCAAGACUCAUCUUUGUUUGUUUUCACUUUUUCAUCAGACAAAGCGGUUUCAAAGACACACAGAAUCCAGAACAAGAAUCUUAAAACCUGUUCCUUUUUAUUUUCUUGCUAUGUUAAUGCGUCACCUUCACAAAUCUGACUCUGAUAUCGGAAAACAACAUAACCUCAACCUCUCUUCCGAUUUAUCUCAAAAUCAAACCCAUUUUUCAAUCCAAGUUACACCUUUUUCUUCUCCAAACUCACCAACGCUCUUUCAUUUUCACAAUCAACAACGCUUCUCCAAUAACAACCCAUCUCAAACACCUCCACACAAAACCUCACCCUUUACCUCAAAGUUUACAACUUUGAAGAUUUUAACUCGUUUACAUUUCAUCAUCUUCCUUUCCUUAACCUCUCUCUACUUUCUCAUUUCAAACCCAUCUCUUCUAGAUUUCGUUUUGGUCCUCGUUUUCUCUUCAGCGCUUUUUGUUUCUAUCAACCUAGCACUCCCUCGUUUACCCUCUAUAAGAUUGUUCUUCACACGCUCCUUUACCAAAAGCCUUUCUUCAACUAAUUCUCAUCAACCUGUUAUAUGGUCAAUUGGGUCGAAGCAUGAGGAGUUAAAGAGCUUAAAUUCCGGAUCUUGGGUUCAAGUUUAUAGUAACGGUGAUGUUUAUGAAGGUGAGUUUCAUAAGGGGAAGUGUUCAGGGAGUGGUGUUUAUCAUUUUCAUAUGAGUGGAAGAUUUGAAGGUGAUUGGGUUGAUGGGAAGUACGAUGGGUAUGGCGUCGAAACGUGGGCUAGAGGAAGUAGGUAUCGUGGACAGUAUAGGAAGGGUUUGAGACAUGGAAUUGGAAUUUAUAGGUUUUUUGGUGGUGAUGUUUAUACUGGUGAGUGGUGUAAUGGUCACUGUCAUGGGUUUGGAGUUCAUACUUGCAGUGAUGGGAGUCAUUAUGUUGGGGAGUUUAAAUGGGGUGUCAAACAUGGACUUGGCCGGUACCAUUUCAGAAAUGGAGACAUAUAUGCUGGAGAAUAUUUUGCCGACAUGAUGCACGGCUUUGGAGUUUAUCGAUUUCAGAAUGGUCAUCGAUAUGAGGGUGCGUGGCAUGAAGGAAGAAGACAAGGACUAGGAAUUUACACAUUCAGAAAUGGGGAAACACAAUGUGGCCACUGGCAGAAUGGGAUUCUUGAUAAUCCUAAAAGACAAGACAAUCAUAUUGAGUCUCCAUGUGCUGUAGACCAUGCCAAGGUUUCCAAAGCUGUCCAGGACGCUCAUUAUGCGGCGGAGAAAGCAUCCAGUAUAUCAAAGAUGGAUGAAAUGGUGAACAAAGUAGCAGCUGCAGCUAAUAAAGCUGCAAAUGCAGCUAGAGUUGCAGCUGUAAAGGCUGUGCAAAAUACAAUGCACCACAAUAAUAAUAAUCAAUGA
Molecule: messenger RNA, 1431 nt
Organism: Vicia faba (fava bean)
Lineage: Eukaryota; Viridiplantae; Streptophyta; Magnoliopsida; Fabales; Fabaceae
Source: the annotation of a GenBank genome assembly